AUGGCUGCCACUGCUCUUCAAUCCCAAUUCAGCACUCGCCCAAUUUCCUGCUUUUCCUUCAACGCCGAUCGUUCAAAAGUUGCACUGUCGCUGAAUGAUCCUGUCAUCUACAUUUUCAAACAUACUGGUGCCGGAAAAUGGGCGAAGACCGAUGAGCUGCGAGAACAUACUGGCAAAGUUACAGGAGUCAGCUGGGCGCCCAAAUCCAACCAGAUCGUUUCUUGCGGCGCUGAUCGAAACGCUUAUGUUUGGAAGCAAAAUAACGAAGGAGUAUGGAAACAAGUGAUGGUUCUGAUCCGAGUCCAGCGAGGCGCCAUUACCGUAAAAUGGUCGCCCCAAGAAAACAAGUUCGCGAUCGGAACGGCCGCCCGUCUCAUUUCUAUCUGCUACUACGAAGCGAGCAACGACUGGUGGGUCUGCAAACACAUCAAAAAGCCGAUCCGAUCAUCUGUUCUCUCACUCUCCUGGCAUCCAAACAACAUUCUCCUGGCCGCAGGAACGUCGGAUUUCAAAUGCCGCGUCUUCUCAACUUAUCUCAAAGAGAUCGAAGAAAAGCCAGCGGCAACGAGCUGGGGAAAGAAAAUGUCCUUCGCGAAUCUGAUGGGCGAGUUCGGCACUGGCGUCGGCGGCUGGAUUCAUGGCUGUUCUUUCAGCGACGAUGGUGAGCGACUCGCAUUUAUUGGCCACGAUUCUACCGUGUCCUUCGUCCAAGGAGGGAUGGAAUCGUCGAUCGCCACGAAGACCCAGUUCUUACCCUUUACCGACUGCACUUGGAUCUCGCCAAAUGCUGUGGUCGCCGUUGGAUUUGACUGCAAUCCGAUGGUUUUCAACUUGCAAGGACCUGGAUUCUUCUUCUCCAACAAGUGCGACGACUCGGACAAGAAAAGCGGCGGCUCAGUUCUUUCAGGCCGCGCCAUGUUCCAAGCAAUGGACCGAAUGGCCUCUUCUACCAGCUCCGAAACGAUCAAGACGAAGCACAAGAACACCAUUCUCUCCGUCUCCCGAACCGCCGACGGUUUCGCUACUGGCGGCGCUGAUGGCCAAAUCAUUCAGUGGAAUGUCAACGCCCUCGCUUCGAAAUUCUCGUCUAUGAAGCUCUAA
This is a messenger RNA of Oikopleura dioica, 1101 nucleotides long. The record is from the annotation of a GenBank genome assembly. NCBI's taxonomy places the organism in Eukaryota, Metazoa, Chordata, Appendicularia, Copelata, Oikopleuridae.